Bubalus bubalis (water buffalo) is the source of this 1680-nucleotide messenger RNA. RefSeq names its product epithelial cell adhesion molecule (gene EPCAM). Lineage: Eukaryota; Metazoa; Chordata; Mammalia; Artiodactyla; Bovidae. Gene Ontology annotation, molecular function: cadherin binding involved in cell-cell adhesion. The coding region runs from base 314 to 1258 and encodes 314 amino acids. Gene Ontology annotation, cellular component: bicellular tight junction; membrane. The transcript is spliced from 9 exons. The record is from RefSeq and is a predicted model, not a curated record.
ACCGGCCUGCGGAGGUGAGCCGCCGCGGGCAGAGACCGGGGAGGGGCCGGGGGCGGGGCUGCCAGGUCAAGCAGGUCUGCUCCGCUCUACCGCGCGCCCAAGUCGCGCAGUCCGUCGGCCAGCUAGCACCGUCGUCUGAUUCCCGAACUCCUCGCUGCAGUCCUCUCGACGCGGACCCGCGCGUCCCACGCCUCACGCCGUUCGGCCGGCCAGUGGGCUUGCGACGACCUACUCUGUCCGCUCGUUCUCGCGGCAGCCCUCGACCCGCCUGGCGCCCUCGCGCUCUAGCGCCCUGGUCCUCGGCGCGCGCAGCAUGGCGCCCCCCCAGGUCCUGGCUUUCGGGCUCCUGGUCGCCGCGGCGACGGCGGCGGUGGCCGCAGCCCAGGAAGGAUGUGUGUGUGAAAACUACAAAUUGACCACAGACUGCUCUGUGAACGCGCUCGGUCAGUGCCAGUGCACCUCAGUUGGUACACAGCAUUCCGUCAUUUGCACAAAAUUGGCUACUAAAUGCUUGGUGAUGAAGGCAGAAAUGAAUUACUCAAAGUCCGGGAGAAGAGGGAAACCAGAGGGCGCCAUCCAGAAUAAUGACGGGCUUUAUGAUCCCGAGUGUGACGACAAGGGGCUCUUUAAAGCCAAGCAGUGCAACGGCACCUCCACGUGCUGGUGUGUGAACACUGCUGGGGUCAGAAGAACCGAUAAGGACAGUGAAAUCUCCUGCUCCGAGCCAGUGAGGACCUACUGGAUCAUCAUUGAACUAAAACACAAAACAAGGGAAAAACCUUAUGAUCUUCAAAGUUUGCAGUCUGCAUUCAAGGAGGUAAUCACAAAUCGUUAUCAACUGGAUCCAAAAUAUAUCACAAAUAUUCUGUAUGAGAAUGAUGUUAUCACUAUUGAUCUGGUACAAAAUUCUUCUCAGAAAACUCAGAAUGAUGUGGAUAUUGCUGAUGUGGCUUAUUAUUUUGAAAAAGAUGUUAAAGAUGAAUCCUUGUUCCAUUCCAAAAGGAUGGACCUGAGAGUAAAUGGGGAACUACUGGAUCUGGAUCCUGGUCGAACUUCAAUUUACUAUGUUGAUGAAAAACCACCUGAAUUUUCAAUGCAGGGUCUACAAGCUGGUAUUAUUGCCGUCAUUGUGGUUGUGGUAGUAGCAAUUAUUGCUGGAAUCAUUGUGCUGGUUGUUUCCAGAAAGAAAAGCAUGACAAAGUAUGAGAAAGCUGAGAUAAAGGAGAUGGGUGAGAUGCAUAGGGAACUCAAUGCAUAACACUAGUUUGAAGAAUAACUACAAGAAGGGAAAUGAGUAAACAGACUCAGAUUAUAAACAUGCGCAUGGGGCGAAGAGAAGAUCUUUGAAGACCACUGUUGUGUUGUUAGUUAACAUCAUAUGUUUGUACUAGUUAAACCUGUACUCAAAAUAUAAACAGUCUGAAAUUGACUUUACCAAUCUUAAAAUUUGACUACAAGUGUCCUAUAGAUACAGAUCUAAAACCCAGAAUUUGGACUGAUAGUUUGAAUUACUUAUGCCUAACAUUGAAGGGCACGCAUUAAAUAUGCUUCCACGGUAGUCUGAAAUGACUACUGGCUUGUCCAUUUGUGAUUAAAUAGCUGCUUUCCUAUUUACUUUGAGUCUUGUACAUAUAAACUUUUUUUAUGAACUAUGAAAUAAACAUUAAAAAAGUUUCCUAA